GCCGCCAGGAGGAGCGCGGGGAGUGCCCUCCUCGGGCCCUUGGUGGCCUCCUUCCCUCCUCCUCCUCCUCCUGCUGCUGCUGCUGCUGCUCCUGGAGGCGUGGGCCUCUCUCUGCCUUCUUCCUGGGGCCCCGCUGCUGCUGCUGCUGAGUAGGAUGUCAGCCGAGGAGCGGAGGCUGGCGCCGGCGGGGGAGGCCCCAGAGCAGCCGCAGCCGACCCCCGUCGUCCCCCAGGAAGCCCCGGCCCCGGCCCCGGCCCCGGCGGCAGCGCCAGACAAAAGACCCAGGGGCCGGCCUCGCAAAGAUGGCGCUUCCCCUUCGCACAGAGUCAGGAAGAAGCCUCGAAGUAGAGGAAAACCUGCAGUGGAGGAUGAAGACAGUAUGGAUGGGUUGGAAGCAGCAGAAACAGAAAACACUGUGGAAACUGAAAUCAAGGAACAAUCUCCAGAGGAGGAAGCCCAAGCUGAAGUUGGUGAUGAGAAGAAGCUAACACAAACUCUUCAGAGCUUAGUGUCUGAAGAAUCUGCAAGCCCUAUUGCCUCUGUUGGUGUUGAAGCAAAUACCAGCAGUGAACAGCUCUGCGCCUUUUGUUACUGUGGGGAGCGAAGUUCAUUAGGACAAGGAGAACUUAAACAAUACAGUCCAACACCAGGGUUUAUUGCUCCGUGGAACAUCCAGCCUUUAAAUAAGAGUGAAACUGGGGACAGCCAUGAUGGCAUUUGUGAGAGUACUCCAAGGCAGAACUCAGUCCUGCACAAAUCACGAGGACAGAAAAAGAAGUCUCAUGAGAGUAUAACAUCUUGUACAAGUAUAAGCACUCAAACUACUCCUGAUGAUCAGGUAGUCAAGUUCUGGGACGAACUCAGAAUGGUUGGCUUACCAGAUGACAUUGACGUCCAAGCCUUAUUUGAGCCUACAGGUCACUGCUGGGCUCAUCACCGCUGUGCGGAAUGGUCAUUGGGAGUUUGCCAGACUGAAGAGCAGAUACCAGUGAGCGUGGACAAAGCUGUUGUCUCAGGGAGCACAAAACGAUGUGCAUAUUGCAAGCACCUUGGAGCCACUAUCAAAUGCUGUGAAGAGAAAUGCACCCAGAUGUACCAUUACCCAUGUGCUGCUGGAGCUGGCACUUUUCAGGAUUUUAAUAACUUUUCCCUCCUUUGCCCAGACCACAUUGACCAGGCUCCACAAAGAUCAAAGGAAGAAGCAAACUGUGCAGUUUGUGAUAGCCCUGGCGACCUCUUAGAUCAACUUUUUUGUACUACCUGUGGCCAGCAUUACCAUGGGAUGUGCCUGGAUAUACAAGUGACACCUAUAAAACGGGCAGGUUGGCAGUGUCCUGAUUGCAAAGUGUGCCAGAACUGCAAGCAUUCUGGAGAAGAUAACAAGAUGCUAGUAUGUGAUACAUGUGACAAAGGAUACCACACUUUCUGUUUACAACCAGUUAUGGACUCUGUACCAACAAAUGGCUGGAAAUGCAAAAACUGCAGGGUAUGUGCAGAAUGUGGUACACGGACCAGUAAUCAGUGGCAUCACAACUGUCUUAUGUGUGACAGUUGUUACCAUCAGCAAGACAACCUACCCUGUCCUUUCUGUGAAAAAUCCUCCUAUACAGAUGGACAAAAAGACAAGUUGCAUUGUCACAUGUGCAAAAGGUGGAUUCACAUAGAAUGUGACAGACCUUCUGAUAAUGAACUGGAUAUUCAUCUAAAGGAGUACAUCUGCAGUCUUUGCAAGCAUUCAAUAGUGGAAGAGGAACAUGAACAGUCAUGUAAUGUGAUGGCAACUGGCCAACUUCUUCCUGAACCUGGCACAGAUGAAAUGGAAAUAGAAGAUGGUGCAGCCAUUGUGGCAAAUGAAAACCAACUAGUAACUGAUAGUAGCCUUGCUCAAGAAUCACUGGUUAGAUGCACCACUGAUGGCCUCUCAUUAAAUAAAAACAGUGGUGGACUGGCAAUACAGAUUUCUAAUCAUUGUGGUGCAGAUGAAAUGGAAACCUCUCCUAAUAGGACUCAUGCACCCAUUGGUAAUAACAUUGGUAAAAAGAUGGAAACAACAGAAAGUACUCCAGAUCUAAUGUCGCAAGUAGCAGGAAAGCAAACUGUGGAAAUGGAACCUUCACAAGAAAAUACUGAGUCACUUGAUAUGUCAACAGAGGAGUCUCAGCUUCCAUCAGCAACAACUGAGGACUUAUCAAAGAUGCCUCAGGCUUUCAUUUUGAUCAAUAAAGACAGAGCCUCCUACCAGAAAGAAGAGCAGUUAGAAGUAAGGGUGGUGUCAGAAGGUGCGAAUGGAGGUGAUACUCCUGAAAGUUGUGAAACAUCAUCUCUUCCUGCAAGUGAAAGUUGUGCAACUGACAGCUCACCCUUGGAAGAUAAAUCUAUUAAGUCACCAACCGAGACCUUCUCCUCAUUCCCAUCAUCUGUUGAAAUAAAUAAGACAAGUGUGUCUUCCUCACCAGCAGCCUCGCUAGAGUUAGGGUCCUCACAUGACAUGCUGCGUAGUCAGACAUCAUCACUAGAAUCCUCCAUAGCUCUUCCAAUAACAUACGUAUCACUCACUCCAAAAAUUGGAAUGGGAAAACCAGCUAUCACCAAAAGGAAGUUUUCUCCUGGAAGACCGAGGUCAAGACAGGGGGCUUGGAGUAGCCAUAAUACAAUGAGUCCACCUUCCUGGUCCCCAGAUAUUUCAGAAGGUCGGGAAACUUUUAAAUCCAGACCGUUACCUGGCAGUGCCAUAUGGAGCAUCAAAGUGGGUCGUGGAUCAGGGUUCCCUGGGAAGCGGAGACCACGUGGUGCAGGUCUUUCUGGUAGAGGUGGGCGAGGGAGAUCAAAACUGAAGAGUGGAAUUGGAUCUAUCCUUGCUCCAGGGGUCACAGAUAUGGAUAUUUCUUCUAACAGAGAUGAGGAAGAAAACUCAAUGCACAAUACCGUUGUCUUAUUUUCUAGCAGUGACAAGUUUACUUUGCAUCAGGAUAUGUGUGUAGUUUGUGGAAGUUUUGGUCAAGGCGCAGAAGGCCGAUUGCUUGCCUGCUCUCAGUGUGGUCAGUGUUACCAUCCCUACUGUGUCAGUAUUAAAAUUACAAAGGUGGUGCUCCACAAAGGCUGGAGAUGCCUGGAGUGCACUGUGUGUGAAGCCUGCGGGAAGGCUACAGAUCCAGGAAGGCUACUUCUUUGUGAUGACUGUGAUAUCAGCUAUCACACUUAUUGCCUAGAUCCACCACUGCAAACAGUUCCCAAAGGAGGUUGGAAGUGCAAAUGGUGCGUUUGGUGCAGACAUUGUGGAGCUACUUCUCCUGGUCUAAGAUGUGAAUGGCAGAAUAAUUACACACAAUGUGCUCCCUGUGCAAGUUUAUCUACCUGCCCAAUCUGCUGUUGCAAUUAUAGAGAAGAAGAGCUAAUUUUACAAUGUAGACAGUGUGACAGAUGGAUGCACACAGUCUGUCAAAACUUAAGCACAGAGGAGGAGGUUGAAAGCACAGCUGACAGUGGUUUUGACUGUACCAUGUGUAGGCCAUAUAUACUACCAGCAAAUGUGCCUUCCACAGAAUGCUGUGAAUCUUCAGCUGCAGUCCAAAUUAUAACAAAAGCAAAGGAAUUUGACCCACCGAAGACAUACACUCAGGAUGGAGUCUGUUUGACAGAAACAGGGAUGUCUCAGUUACAGAGUCUUAGUGCAGUUGUACCAAGAAGAAAACGGACCAAGCCAAAGCUCAAGUUGAAGAUUAUCAACCAGAAUAGUGUGGCUGUACUCCAGACACCACCUGACAUCCAAUCUGAACACUCAAGGGAUGGGGAGAUGGAUGACAGUAGAGAAGGAGAUCUCAUGGACUGUGAAGGAAAAUCAGACACAAGCCCUGAGCGGGAAACUGUAGAUGAUGAUCCUAAGGGAAUAGAAGGAACAGAGGGGAUCAAAAAGAGAAAGAGAAAACCAUACCGACCUGGCAUUGGUGGAUUUAUGGUACGCCAGCGGAGUCGCACUGGACAGGGAAAAACAAAACGAUCUCUCUCUAGGAAGGAUUCUUCUGGCUCCGUAUCUGAGCAGAUACCUUGCAAAGAUGAAAGUUGGAGUGAACAGCUACCAGAUACACCAGUUGAUGAAACUACUCCUGUUUCUGAAAAUGUAGAAAAAAAUAAAAAACGCUACAGAAAAAAGAAAAACAAGCUUGAAGAAAUCUUUCCAGCAUACCUGCAGGAAGCCUUCUUCGGAAAAGAUCUUCUGGAUACUAGCAGACAAAAUAAACCAAAUUUAGAUCAUUUAUGUGAAGAAAGCCUUAAUAUUUCAUGCAAAACAAAUCUGAGCACAAACUUCUUAGAUCCAUCUUCAGAUCCCCUUCUUAGCUCAACUUCUACACCAACUCCAUCAAAAGCUGGAACACAAGGCAUUGCUGAUGACCCAAUAGCUGCUCUUGUGCUGAACAAUGAUGAUGACAUUCUUGGAAUAUUUUCUGAUGAUUUAGUGAAAUCUGCAGAUCAUUCAGCUGGUCUGGAUAUUGGAGCCAUCUCUGAUGAUCCCUCUUCUCUGCCUCUACAAAGUGUCAGUCAGAGUUCACGGCCGUUGAGUGAAGAACAAUUAGAUGGAAUCCUAAGCCCUGAAUUGGACAAGAUGGUCACAGAUGGUGCAAUUCUUGGUAAAAUGUACAAGAUUCCAGAGCUGGGAGGAAAGGAUGUUGAAGACCUGUUUACAGCUGUACUGAGUCCCGCAGCUACUCAAUCAACAGCUUUGCCACAACCCCCACCACCCCCACCCCCACCGUUAAUGCACUUGCACAAUCCAGGGGAAAACACUUUUUCAAGAGUUCCAGUUAUGAAUGGCCUGAUUGGACCAAAUCCCCAUCUCCCUCAUGCAUCUUUGGUUCCUGGAGGUGGAUUAGGUGCUUUUCCUACUAUAUCACAACCAUCGUACACAGAUACCAGAGACAAAAAUACAACAUUUAAUGCAGUGAUGAAUGAUCCCACUGGCUCCUGGGUUCCAUCUACUGCCCCUCUAGAAGGUGAAGGUGAUACCAUGUCUAAUGCACAGAGAAGCACUCAGAAGUGGGAAAAGGAGGAAGCACUUGGUGAAAUGGCAACUGUAGCACCUGUUUUGUAUACAAAUAUCAAUUUUCCAAACCUAAAGGAGGAAUUCCCAGAUUGGACUACAAGGGUAAAGCAGAUUGCUAAACUGUGGAGGAAAGCAAGCUCGCAGGAAAGAGCUCCAUAUGUGCAAAAAGCAAGAGAUAAUAGAGCUGCCUUACGCAUCAACAAAGUGCAGAUGUCUAAUGAUUCCAUGAAAAGGCAGCAGCAACAGGAUAGCAUUGAUCCAACCUCUCGUAUUGACACAGAGCUCUUUAAGGACCCAUUAAAACAGAGGGAAUCAGAGCAUGAGCAAGAGUGGAAAUUUAGACAGCAAAUGCGUCAGAAAAGUAAACAGCAAGCUAAAAUUGAAGCAACUCAGAAACUAGAGCAAGUGAAAAAUGAGCAGCAGCAGCAACAACAACUUCAGCAGCAACUUGGUUCACAGCAGCUUUUGAACCAGUCAGGUUCGGAUACACCUAGUAGUGGAAUACAGAGUCCUUUAACUCCUCAGGCUGGCAAUGGAAAUAUGUCUCCUGCUCAACAGACAUUAUAUACAAAACUCCCACCUGGUACUCCUUCUUCUUCUUCUUCUUCCUCUUCCUGUACUCCUCCUGAUGUGUUCCUAAAACCACAAGCCCCACCUCCCUCUGUGACACCAAACAGAGUGCCUGUUCAAGAGACACACUCUCAGGCUUCAUCUCAACAGACUUUUUCUCCUUGUUCCUCUACCAGACCACCUUCUCCUGUUGACCCAUAUGCAAAAAUGGUGGGCACUCCCAGGCCACCACCUAUUAACCAAAAUCAGAACUAUAUCAGAAGAAACUCUAUUCCAUCAGUAGACAUCUGUCCACCCCCAUCACCCAUAUCUAGGCCAGCUCAACUAUCUGAAUCAAUAGCAGGUCGGCCAUCGCCAGUCAGAGAUUCAUGUUCUUUGUCUCCAGUCAGCAACGACCCUUAUGCAAAAUCUCCAGAUACACCCAGACCUGUAAUGGGAACAGAACAAUUCUCCAAACCCAUAGGGGUAUCAAGAUCAUCUCUAAUUGCAGAACAGCCAGGCAAAGCAUCUUUAACUGUAGCAAACAGUGACCCAUUUACUAAGCCACCUCCUAGGACAGAUGGAUUUCCAAGACCUCGGAUGUCUCUGGCUGACCCGUAUGCUCGACCCCCAUUGACCCCCACUCCUGUUGCUGAAGGAAGUUCUGGCCCAUUUAAAACCCCACUGCGCCCAUGUCAGUCACCACAAGAUCCUUACACAAAGAUGCCACCAACCCCAAGACGCAUAGCUGUGGAUCCCUAUGAACGGCCUGUUUUGACACCAAGGCCUGUGGAUAGCUUUUCACACAAUCCGUCUAAUGACCAAUACACUCAGUCUCCUAUGACUCCACAGACAGCAAUAAAAGAGACUUUUGCCCAACCACAAAGAGUAAUGCGAAACCAGAAUGAUUCUUUUUCUCAGUCUGGAACUGGUUCAAGGGCAGCUGCUCAGGAUCCAUAUGCCCAGCCCCCCGGUACUCCUCGCCCUGUCUCAGACCCAUAUGCUCAGCCUCCAGGUACUCCUCGCCCAGUCACAGAUCCUUAUGCCCAACCUCCGGGUACUCCUCGGCCUACCACUGUUGACCCAUAUAUGCAUCAGCCCCUCACACCAAGACCUGCACAGAAAGCAGACUUAUUUGCUCAGGUUUCAACUAAUCAAAGGCAUUCUGAUCCAUAUAGCCAGCCUCCAGGUACACCAAGACCAAUUAAUAAUGAUCCUUAUUCUCAGCCACCAGCAACUCCCAGGCCUGGAGCUUCAGAAACAUACAGUAGGCCUGCACCCAUGUCAAAUCGAGAUCCUUAUCUACAGACUUCACUAAACAAGCCUUUUGUAAGACCUUCAGAUCCAUGUUCUCAGCCUCCAAAAUUAUCAGGAUCUGCUGUGACAGAUACUUUUAGCCAUAUUCCAAUAGCCCCACCUUGUGAUCCUUAUGAUCAGCCUCCAAUGACCCCAAGACCUCAGCAAGAAAAUUUUGGAAAUGCUCAACAUCCCCAUGAUGCAGCUGAACAGCCAAGACCUGGAUCAGAUGGGAGUUUCAGUGCGCCUGUCAACUCCUCUGUGAACUUGCAGGGAAAACCAUUUCCCCAGACUGCUCAAGUUCCUGGCCCACCACCCACGGCAGGAGCAACAAGUACACAGAACACAAUGUCUCAAGCAGAUGCAGAGAAACUGAGACAACGCCAGAAAUUACGUGAAAUUAUUCUUCAUCAGCAACAACAGAAAAAGAAUGCAAUCCGUCAAGAGAAAACACUACAAGAACCCGCCACAACAUCCCAUACAGGACCUAUUCAACCGUGGCAACAAGAGAAUCUGAACCAGAUUUUUAACCGUCCUCCUCCUCCAUACCCUGGAAAUAUUAGGUCAUCCAUUGUCCCUCCCAGUGGACUGAGGUUCACAGGUUUUCCUGCUGAUGGACAGUUUAAUAGACCCCAGUUUCCAGGAGAUAUGGGUGGUAUGGGAAUGAGGCCUCAUGGAAUUAGAUUUGGUUUUUCUGGAAGUGGUCAUGGACCUCCCACAUCUCAAGAACGUUUCCUUGGUCCUCCACAGCAAAUGCAACGUGCUGGAGUCCCACCACAGCUCAGAAGAUCCAUACCUAUAGAUAUGCCUAGACUACCUAACAAACCACAAAUGGGUAACCCUAUUGGACUCUCACAGCACUUCCCACCACAAGGGAUUCAAGUUCAGCAGCACAACAUUAUGGGACAGGCAUUUAUUGAGCUGUGUCACAGAGCACCUGAAAGCAGGCCAAGACUUCCUUUUAAUUCCCCAUCAACUACUGUUAUGAAUGCAGUUCCCCAGCAUCAACAACAUACAGGGUUUUUACCCAGGCAAGACUUUCAGGGCCCCAGACAUAUAGAACCCAUAAGACGCAAUUCUCAAAACCUUAACACUCCAUUGCAUGUGUCAACAGGUUUGGAACAUUUACCACCAUCUCAGCAAGAAACAGUGAAUCCAAACCACCCACCUGUGCUAGUUAUGUGUUCUGUAAGUAAUCCACCAGUUCAUGAUGCUUUUCCAGGAGGUUCUUUGCCAGAAACAGAGGCAGAAAAUGAUUUACAGGUUCCCAGCCAGACCACUGAGGUAUUAGAAGAAAAGCUUGAUCCUGAUGAUCCUGCUGUAAAAGAUUUAGAUGUCAAAGACCUUGAUGGUGUUGAGGUUAAAGAUUUAGUGGAUGACGAACUUGAGAAUCUAAAUCUAGACCCAGAAGAUGGCAAAGGAGAUGAACUGGACACAUUAGAUAAUCUUGAAACCAAUGAUCGUCACCUAGAUGACCUUCUGAGAUCAGGAGAAUUUGACAUAAUUGCUUACACUGAUCCAGACCAUGAUUUAGGUGACAAAAAGGGUAUGUUUAGUGAGGAGCUGGACCUUAAUGUCCCUAUAGAUGAUAUACAGGGCAAAGCAGAAGAUACUCAGCAAAACCAUCAAGAAGAUAAAGCUGCCAGUCCAGGAGGCUCACUUUCUCCUCAGAACAAAACUGGUGAAGUCAGUGAGAUUAAAACAGAAGUGUUGUCUCCAAACACAGUAGAUGAAAGCAACUCUGAAAAUGAAAAAGGUGACAGAAAUGUGGGAGCCUCAAGCACUCAGCAUAUGGCUGAAUCAGAGUUACAUGAUGGGGAAACAAAGUCUGUGUUACCUUGUAAUGCGGAAAUAGCUGACAAAACAAAUAUAAAUGAGGAAACCACUGUGUCUAGCCCGGAUGCUGCUCAAGGCACUGCUCCCACAUCUGUUCAAAGUAUAGCUAGUUCUUGUAAUAUCUCUGGAUCCACUCCAGUUCUUACAAGUUUGCUUUCUAAUGAAAGUUCAGAAAGCCCUGAUGUUGGGCCCUUGGGCUCUCCGACUCACCCAUUGCCAGCAGCACAAGCAAACCCUGUUUCAAGUAUUCCACAAACUUUAAUGACAUCUCCUGGUCAAACUGUGGAGAAUGUACUACCUAAUGUGAACAUGGUUCCACAAUUAAGCCAUAGCUUCUCACAAGGGACAGCAGUAAAUCCAGGUUUUAUCCCUGGUCAGCCAGCUAGUCAUAGCUUUGGGCCAGGACAGCCUGGUAAUCAAACUGUGUCUGCUGUAAAUAGACCUGGCCCCAGUGGAAUGCCUGGUCCCCAGCAGAUGAUGCUUCCUCAAACAUUAGCCCAGCAGCAAAAUCGAGAGAGGCCUCUUCUGCUGGAAGAACAACCCCUUCUGCUGCAAGAUCUUUUAGACCAAGAAAGACAGGAGCAGCAACAGCAGCGACAGAUGCAAGCCAUGAUUCGCCAGCGUUCGGAGCCUUUUUUCCCCAACAUUGAUUUUGAUGCAAUCACUGAUCCUAUAAUGAAAGCAAAGAUGGUGGCUCUGAAAGGGAUCAAUAAAGUGAUGGCACAGAACAAUAUGGGAAUGCCACCGAUGGUCAUGAACAGGUUUGCCUUUAUGGGCCAGGCAGUGCCAGGAGCACAGACUGGGGAAGGCCAGAAUCUAAUACAGCAGGCGAUUACACAGGAUGGAAGCCUAACACCUCAGAUCUCUAGGCCAAAUCCUCCAAAUUUUGGUCCUGGAUUUGUUAAUGAUUCACAUAGAAAGCAAUAUGAAGAAUGGCUGCAAGAAACACAGCAGCUUCUUCAAAUGCAGCAGAAAUUCCUUGAAGAGCAAAUUGGUGCACAUAGAAAAUCAAAAAAAGCACUCUCUGCAAAACAGCGCACUGCAAAGAAAGCUGGCCGGGAAUUCCCGGAGGAAGAUGCAGAGCAGCUUAAGCAUGUAACUGAGCAGCAGAGUAUGGUUCAAAAACAGCUCGAACAGAUACGCAAACAACAAAAGGAACAUGCGGAGCUCAUUGAAGAAUAUCGGAUUAAACAGCAACAAUGUGGAAUGGGUCCCCAUACUAUGAUGCCAGGCAUGCCUUCUCAGGCCCAAGUGGUCCCAGGAGGAUCACCACCAUCAGUGGGUCCACAGAAUUUCCCAGUAGUAUCACAACAGCUUCCACACCAGCAGCAUACAGUUGUUGUUCCUGGGCAACCCAAUCCACCAAGGAUGCCAAGCUUGCCUGGAUGGCAGCCUCCCAACACUGCACAAAUGCACAUCCCACACAAUGCACCGAGGAUGCCUCCUCCAAUGACACCACUGCCAGUCACUCCUGUGCCACCCACUUCUGUGUCAGCUCCUACCUCCAGUGGGCAGUCAGCAGCCCCACCACGUGUAGAGUUCGAUGAUAAUAACCCAUUUAGUGAAAGCUUUCAAGAGCGGGAGCGAAAAGAGCGUUUGCGAGAGCAGCAGGAAAGACAACGAAUUCAGCUUAUGCAGGAGGUAGACCGGCAGAGAGCUUUACAACAGAGGAUGGAGUUGGAGCAACAUGGUGCAAUGGGUUCAGAAUUAAAUACCAGAACUUCCUUGUCUCAAAUACCAUACUUCAAUCCUGAUCUACCUUGUGAUUUCAUGCGGCCUUCACAGUCUCUUCAGCAGUCCCCACAGCAUCAACAGCAGCAGUUGGGACCCCUUAUACAGCAAGGACCUUUGAACUCGCCACCUGCUGCCAACUUCCCACAGUGUAGUGAGCGGCAACCGGUGGGAUCAUCCUCUUUUAGACCUGAUCCAACCUCAGUUGCAGAUGGAAGCCCCACUUUCCAUUCUGUUAAGCAGUCCCUUGGGAGUGCCUCAGGAGCCAACUUUACACAGUGCCAGGUUAGACCUCAGUUUGCUGGUGGUUUGCCUGCAGUUUCUCUAGCAGUUGGCAGUGCCCCCCCCUGUGGCCAGGACACCAGCAUGCCUCAUGGCUCAAACUUUCCUGGAACAAGUCAGUCUCUCAUUCAGUUGUAUUCUGAUAUUAUCCCAGAGGAGAAAGGCAAGAAGAAAAGAACAAGGAAAAAGAAAAAAGAUGAUGAUGCAGAAUCAGUAAACACUCCAUCAACACCUCAUUCGGAUAUAACUGCACCACCAACUCCACUUGUUUCCGAUACAGUCUCCACCCCAGCAGUUAGCACACCUGGUGAACUUGCACAUCAUCCAGGGGAAAUGGAGGCAGAGGAGCUGCCAGGCUCAUCAACUCCAAAUGCUGCAGAGAGCAAGUCUUCCUUAGAACUCAAAGGUCAGCUCUCCAGUAGUGAUUUGCCAGAAAGCAAAUUGCCUGAGCAAUCAAGCGUGAACCCGGAGACAGACAAGGUCAAGGCAGAUGCUUCCACAAGCAUUCAGGAAAUUAGCCAGGAAAAUACAGAAGCCGAACAAUGCCCUAGUCAACCUGAGCUUAAGAUGGAAAGUCAAAGCAGCAUUAAAGUGGAAGAGGAUAAAGCUACAAACCAGUCUACCCAUUCUUCCCAGAGUCAGGGGCAAGAUGCAAGCAGCCUGGCAGCAAAAGGGGAAUCGGGGAAUGAACUCCUAAAACACUUGCUUAAGAACAAAAAAUCCACUUCUCUUAUCAGUCCAAAGUCAGAUAGCACCUUCCCCUCAGAAGAAAGUGCUGAAGAGCACAAAUUUGUAGAAAAACGGGACCUGGCUGAAGGUGGUAUGCAACCAUUAGGAAAUCAGUUGCAGGGUACGUUUGGGUGUGGCAACAACCAAAUUCAGAGAACAGAUUCAGGACUUGAAAUGAAAAAACAGCGAAACAAAAGAACUCAGAGGACAGGGGAGAAGGCAGCACCUCGGACCAAGAGGAGGAAAAAGGAGGAAGAGGAGAAGCAAGCUAUUUACCCUAGCACAGAAACUUUUAUGCAGUUAAAGCAGCAACUCUCUUUGCUGCCUCUAAUGGAGCCAAUAAUUGGAGUGAGUUUUGCCCACUUUCUUCCUUAUGGCAGUGGUCAUCUGAAUAGUGGAAGUCGCCUUAUGGGAAGCUUUGGUAGUGCCACGCUUGAUGGGGUAUCAGAUUACUAUUCCCAGCUAAUCUACAAGCAGAAUAACCUCAGCAACCCUCCCACACCUCCAGCCUCCCUCCCUCCCACACCUCCACCUGUAACUUGCCAAAAAAUGGUAAACGGAUUUGCAACCACUGAAGAACUUGCUACAAAGGCUGGAAUGCUGGGUGGUCAUGAUGUUACCAAAGCUCUGGGACCGAAGCAGUUUCAGCUGCCUUUCAAACCACAGGAUGAUCUCUUAGCUCGAGCCAUGGCUCAAGGCCCUAAAAGCGUGGAUGUUCCUGCUUCUCUUCCAACUCCACCACAUAACAAUCACGAAGAGCUACGGGUUCAGGAUCCUUGUGAUGACAGAGACACUCCUGAUAGCUUUGUUCCCUCUUCCUCUCCUGAGAGUGUAAUGGGCAUGGAAAUAAGCAGAUACCCUGAUCUGACAACAGUGAAGGAAGAGAUGCCAGAGCCAGUUCCAUCCCCCAUCAUUCCAAUCCUACCUGCUAGUACUGGAAAGGGUACAGAAGCAAAACAGAAUUAUAUCAAAACAGAGCCUGGUCCUGGCUUCUUUGGAUCUCAGAUUGGAUCUUCGCAAAAUGGCCCAAAAUCUGGCUUUGUAUCCAUAGCAAUUACUUUACAUCCUGCUGCUGCAGAGAAUAUUGGCAGUGUGAUGGCUGCAUUUUCCAGUCUUCUGCAUGUCCGGAUUCCAAAUAGUUAUGAGGUUAGCAGUGCGUCAGAUGGUCCAUGCUCCAUGGGAAUGGUAAACUCUCACAAACCAAAUCCAACCUUUGAAUACAGACAGCACUUAUUACUACAUGAUCCUCAGCCUAUAGGCACUCCUGGACUAACAGGGCCUUACGGAUUCAAACAACAUAGCAUGUCAUUUCCACCAAGUGGCAAUGUUUUGGCAGGCUAUAAAGCACACAAUCCAGGUGUCAUAGACGGUCCGGCAUUGAGGCCACAGUGGUGUUCUCAUUGUAAAGUAGUCAUUCUGGGCAGUGGAGUACGGAAAUCUUUCCGAGAUCUACCUUUGCUGAAGCAGGAUUCCAGAGAGAAGUCUGAAAGAAUGGAGAAAGACAUUGUCUUCUGCAGCAACAAUUGCUUUGUUCUGUAUUCAGCAUCCAUGCAAGCAAAACACUCAGAUCGCAAGGAAUCAAUUCCUUCGUUGACACAUUUUCCAGUAAAAGAGGCUCCCACCAAAGUGUUCCAUCAAUAUAGCAACAAUAUUUCUACCUUAGAUGUACACUGCCUCCCUCAGUUCCAGGAAAAGGCUUCUCCACCUUCAUCUCCCCUAAUCACCUUCCCUCCUGCUUUUGAAGCAGCCAGAGUGGAACCAAAACCAGAUGAACUUAAGGUAACAGUAAAACUAAAACCCCGCUUGAGAACAAUACCCAAUGGUCUUGAUGACAGUCGACCAGUAAAUAAGAAAUGGAAAGGAAUGAAGUGGAAGAAAUGGAAUAUACAGAUUGUGAUUCCUAAAGGAACAUUCAAACCUCCUUGUGAUGAGGAAAUUGAUGAGUUCCUCAAGAAACUGGGCACAACCAUUAAACCUGAUCCAGUACCUAAGGACUACCGAAAAUGUUGCUUCUGCCAUGAGGAGGGUGAUGGACUAACAGAUGGACCAGCAAGACUUCUUAACCUUGACUUAGACCUAUGGGUCCAUUUGAAUUGUGCUCUUUGGUCUACUGAGGUCUAUGAGACACAAGCUGGUGCCUUAAUAAAUGUGGAACUAGCACUGCGAAGGGGGUUGCAAAUGAAAUGCACAUUCUGUCACAAAAUGGGCGCUACCAGCGGCUGUCACAGGUUAAGGUGCACCAAUAUUUAUCACUUUACCUGUGCUAUUAAAGCACAAUGCAUGUUUUUUAAAGAUAAAACUAUGCUUUGCCCAAUGCACAAACCAAAGGGCGCUCAUGAGCAGGAACUCAGCUAUUUUGCUGUCUUCAGGCGGGUCUAUGUGCAGCGUGAUGAAGUCCGACAGAUCGCUAGCAUAGUACAACGAGGGGAUCGUGAGCACACCUUCCGGGUGGGGAGCCUUAUUUUUCACACUAUCGGCCAGCUGCUGCCACAUCAGAUGCAGGCCUUCCAUUCUUCAAAGGUGCUCUACCCUGUGGGUUAUGAGGCCAGCCGGUUGUAUUGGAGUACGCGGUAUGCCAACCGCCGAUGUCGCUAUCUGUGUUCCAUUGAAGAGAAGGAGGGCCUUCCCCUCUUUGUCAUCAGGAUUAUUGAGCAAGGCCAUGAAGAUCUGGUUCUUACAGACUCAACCCCAAAAGGUGUUUGGGAUAAAAUCCUGGAGCCUGUUGCUUCUGUAAGGAAAAGUUCUGAGAUGCUCCAGCUCUUCCCCAUAUAUUUGAAGGGGGAAGACCUUUUUGGUUUGACUGUCUCCGCAGUGGCUAGAAUAGCUGAAUCGCUUCCUGGGGUUGAGGCAUGUGAGCAUUACACCUUCCGCUAUGGCCGUAACCCACUCAUGGAACUCCCUCUUGCCAUCAACCCCACAGGCUGUGCCCGCUCAGAGCCAAAAAUGAGCAGCCAUGUCAAGAGGUUUGUGUUAAGGCCUCAUACCUUGAAUAGCACCAGCACUUCGAAAUCAUUUCAGAGCACAGUUACAGGAGAACUAAAUGCACCUUACAGUAAACAGUUUGUUCAUUCAAAGUCCUCUCAGUACCGAAAGAUGAAGACUGAAUGGAAAUCCAAUGUCUACUUAGCACGAUCACGAAUUCAGGGCUUGGGCUUAUAUGCUGCUAGAGACAUUGAAAAGCACACCAUGGUCAUUGAAUAUAUUGGAACCAUCAUCCGCAACGAGGUAGCCAACAGGAAAGAGAAGCUUUAUGAAUCUCAGAAUCGUGGAGUGUACAUGUUCCGCAUUGACAACGAUCAUGUCAUUGAUGCCACGUUGACAGGAGGUCCUGCAAGGUAUAUUAAUCAUUCCUGUGCACCAAACUGUGUGGCUGAGGUUGUAACCUUUGAAAGGGGACAUAAAAUCAUCAUCAGUUCUAGUAGGAGAAUCCAGAAGGGGGAGGAGCUCUGUUACGACUAUAAGUUUGAUUUUGAAGAUGAUCAGCACAAGAUUCCAUGUCACUGUGGAGCUGUAAACUGCCGAAAAUGGAUGAACUAGAUGCAUUCCUUUGCUGUCUCCUGGGUUUGCUUGUCCCAAGGAAGAAGUGAUUUUGAUGAUGAUGUUCUGCAGGCUGGAGGUUGGGGUGUGUGAAAGCAAUCACUUCUAUAAAUUGCAUGUUCUACUCCCGCGUAAACCAGCAUCAGAAGCAAGCUGACGGGAUACGCAGUUGGUGCCUGGCUUCCCGGGGAUACAAGCGGUGCAACAAAUCUCCAGACCAGUCCAGCACUUUUGAUUUUUUGAACUCACUAAGGAGAAAUUGUUGAACUUGGGCAGAGAAGCUAUAGCUGACCUGCUGAAGGGCAGUGUGGCAUCAAUGAAUGUAGACUGAAAUCACCAGCGAAAGGGAGACGUCCAAAGUGCUGGCCACAGCCUUACUUAUUAAAGGGGCAGGCCCUCUAAAUACAGAAUAAAAAUAAGUUUAAAUAAAAGUAGACACCACUGAACAAGGAAUGUACUGAAACGACUUCCUUAGGGAUAGAGCUAAGGGAAAAAAUAACUUGCACUAAAAUACAUUUAAAAUACUUGAUUCCAUGAGUCAGUUUAUUGUAGUUUUUUGAUUUCUGUAAAAUAAGAGAAACUUUUUGUAUUUAUUAUUGAAAUAAGUGAAUGAAGCUAUUUUUAAAAGGAAGAGUUAGAAGCCAAGCUGCUGCUGCUGCUGUUCUUUGCAGAACUAACAAACCCUGUUACUUUGUACAGAAGUGUAAAUAUUUUCAGGAAGAAGAAAAGAACAGUAUAAAAAAUAGUAAUUGACCAAAUGCUACCAGACUCUGCAGCAGUUCAGGUGCUUAUUAUUAAACUUUGAUAGGGAUGUUACAAUAUGAUCUCAUGUAUUACUAAACGUAUGCCAUUAAAAUUGUUAUGGAAUAACCAAAAUCUCAAUUUAAGAGAGGUUUGACUUUAUUUUUUUAACCUUUGAAGCAGGCUCAAUUGUGCUCUAUCAAUAACUUUUUUAAGUAACCCUUAAGAUUGGCGCAGAGCAUGUAUAUUACAGCUAUGACUUUUGUAGAUGUCUGAGAAAAUUUAGACUGACUGGUUUAUUUUGUUUGUAUUAUAUUGUUACAUCCCUAUUUCUUAAAUCAGGUUUUUUUGUGCUUAGGAUUUGUGAUAACUGUGAAUAACUGCUAAAACCACCCAAAAUAGAAGCUGAACACUGAUUUUCUUUCCCAGAAAAAGUAGAGGGGAUUACAUGAACUGUUCAGCUUACACUAAAAUCAUGUAAUGAAAAUAGAAAUGUGUAGUGAAAGCGUAAGUCUAAUACAAUAGCUGCCUUCUUUAAAGAUAAAAACAAGGAAAAAAAUUAGAUGUAAUUGUGCUUUCAUCUGCAGGACUCUCGCAAUAGGGUUUUGGAAAAUGUAAUUUAAAGAUGUGUUUGUAUGGAUUGUUUUUGUUUACAUUUCUUUAAAAAAAAUAAACACUGUUUGUGUUUGCUUGUAGAAAUCUAAUCAACAUUUUGAACCAGGUUAGUUUUUUAUUUUGUACUUUAAAUUCUGGUACUGACACUUCACAGUCUAAAUAUGAAAGAAAAUGAAGUUUUUUGUGUGCACAGCUGAAGUGGACUGUAAAACUGUUGGUAUAUUCAGUGAUACAGUUCUGAACUUGUAAUGUAUAUGGCAUGAUGUAUUUUUAUCUUACAGAAUAAAUCAAUUGUAUAUAUUUUUCUCUUGAUAAAUAGCUGUAUGAAAUUUGUUUCUUGAAUAUUUUUCUUCUCUUGUACAAUAUUCCAACAUCCUACCAGUAUUUGUCCUACAGGUUUUUUUUUCUGUUCUGUAUAAUAGUUAUCUAAUGUUGGCAAAAAUGAAUUUUUGAAGUAUACAGAGUGUUAUGGGCUUUGAAAUUUGUGGAAACAGAUUUGGAAGAUCAGCAUUUACAAAUAAAAUAUUUUACAUCUAUAAA
This is a messenger RNA of Sceloporus undulatus (fence lizard), 16894 nucleotides long. It is a transcript of the gene KMT2C, whose product is annotated as lysine methyltransferase 2C. NCBI's taxonomy places the organism in Eukaryota, Metazoa, Chordata, Lepidosauria, Squamata, Phrynosomatidae. Gene Ontology annotation, molecular function: histone H3K4 methyltransferase activity; histone binding; transcription coactivator activity. Gene Ontology annotation, cellular component: MLL3/4 complex; nucleus. The record is from RefSeq and is a predicted model, not a curated record. Gene Ontology annotation, biological process: positive regulation of transcription by RNA polymerase II.